Messenger RNA from Selaginella moellendorffii, 2897 nucleotides. RefSeq names its product pentatricopeptide repeat-containing protein At5g39350-like. Gene Ontology annotation, biological process: RNA modification. Gene Ontology annotation, molecular function: protein binding; RNA binding. The coding region runs from base 41 to 2731 and encodes 896 amino acids. NCBI's taxonomy places the organism in Eukaryota, Viridiplantae, Streptophyta, Lycopodiopsida, Selaginellales, Selaginellaceae. The record is from RefSeq and is a predicted model, not a curated record. The transcript has 3 exons.
CCUGUUUUUAAGGGUUCUUGAGGAUGAGGAAGCUCUGGCGAUGGCGACGCGCCAGCUUGCGCCAGGGAGAAUGCCGUGGCGCGGGUUGUUUGUUUCGAGCAUAUCGACGCAAUGCGGGUCUUCCAGUGAUUUGUUCGGUGUCUCGGCAUUGCUGCGGCUAGGAGGAGCAAAGGCGGCGCUGGAUUAUCUCGAUUCCAGGCAAGGUCGAGAUGGUUUCUUGGAUUCUUCCACGCUCGCGAGGUUGCUGCUGGAUUGUGGAAGAUCCAGCGCUCUCGCGGAGGGCCGGCGCGUCCACGAGUACGUUGUGAGAUCCAGGUUUGUCCGCGACGCGUUCCUUGGCAAUCACCUCGUCCAUAUGUAUCUCAAGUGCCAGAGCUUCGACGAGGCCGAGAGGGUUUUCCAGAGCGCUGCUUGUGAGAGCUUUGAUGUUGCAACGUGGACAGCAGUGAUCGUCGCUAGAGCGGGGCUCGGGAAAUGGAAGUUGGUGUUUGGUCAGCUGGAUGAGAUGGAUCGGAGAGGGAUUCCACCGGACAGGGUCAUGAUCAAGACGUUGUUCACUGCUUGUACCAAGCUCGGUGCUCUGGAAGAAGGGAAACUUAUCCAGGAUCGUCUAGCAGGAACCCAGCUCGAGCUCGAUAUUGGUGUGCUCAACCUCACGAUCAACAUGUACGUGAAGUGUGGUUGCCUAGAUGGAGCAGUGCAAACUUUCGCGAGGAUGAAGCGACGGGAUGUGGUCUCCUGGACUGUGAUGAUCGGAGCUUACUCACAGGAUGGGAAGUUCAGCCUCUCGCUCCAGCUCUUCCGGGAAAUGCUGCUCGAAGGGACUGCUCCAAACAGUGUCACCUUUGUCAGUAUCUUGAGCGGCUGCGAAGCACCAUCUUUACUCGAGCAAGGGAGGCAGAUUCACGCUCUAGUGGUGGAGAGCAGUCUCGAGUCACACGUCGUUGUAGCGAAUUCUCUGCUGGGGAUGUAUAGCAGAUGCCGCAGCUGGGAGGAUUCGAGAAGUUUGUUCGACAGAAUGAGCGUCCGAGACUCGGUUUCAUGGUCGACGAUCAUCAUGGCCUGCUCUCGGGAGGAUUCCCACUGCAGGGAUGCUCUCCCGCUUUACCGCUCCAUGCUCCACGAAGGUGUGAUGCCGAAGACGUUAGCUUUGUCGAUGGUGCUCGAAGCUUGCGGGAGCUUGGCGGAACUUAAGGGUGGCAAGCUCGUCCAUGCACACGUUAUAGAGAGCGGCUUAGAGGGCGACCUUGUGGGGAUAUCACUCGUCAACAUGUACGCGAAGUGCGGUACCGUGGGGGAAGCUCGCAAAGUUUUUGAUAGGAUCAACAACCGGAGCCGGAUUCUCUGGAACUCGAUGAUCACAGCAUACCAAGAAAAGGAUCCUCACGAAGCUCUCCAUCUCUUCCGAGAAAUGCAGCCGGAAGGCGUCAGUCCGGACAGGAUCACCUUCAUGACGGUGCUCAACGCGUGCGUCAACGCAGCGGAUUUGGAGAACGGGAGGACGAUCCACACCAGGAUAGUCGACAGUGGAUUCGCAGCGGACGUUCGCGUUGCGACGGCUCUCUUCAACAUGUAUGCAAAGUGUGGAAGCUUGGGAGAAGCUCGAGGGGUUUUCGACAGCAUGGUAUUUCGGGACGUUGUGUCGUGGAACAACAUGAUUGCUGCCUACGUCCAGGGCCGCGAUGGAGAGGGCGCGAUCUCACUCUGCUGGGCAAUGCAGCUCGAAGGUAUGCGACCAGACAAAGCAACUUUUACUAGCCUGCUCAACGCUUGUUCGGAUCCUAAUCGUCUCGUCGAUGGCCGACAGAUUCAUUCGUGGAUCGCGGAGAGCCGGCUGGAGAAUGAUAUAGUCAUGGUGACGGGACUCAUCACCAUGUACGCCAACUGUGGGAGCCUGAACAACGCGAGAGAAAUCUUUGACAACAUCUUCUCCAACAGUCGGCAGCACCACCGGGACUUAUUCCUCUGGACGUCGAUGAUUACUGCCUACGAGCAGCACGGCGAGUACAGGAAAGCUCUCGAGCUCUACGAGCAGAUGCACUCUAGACAGGUCGAAGCGGACAGGGUGACUUUCAUCUCGGUUCUCAACGCCUGUGCGCAUCUCUCCGACUUACGCCAAGGCCAGGCCAUCCACGCUCGUGUCAUGCGAAGAGGGCUCGCGACAGACGUAGCAGUGGCGAAUUCCAUCGUAUUCAUGUAUGGGAAGUGUGGGAGCUUCGACGAGGCCAGCAUAGUCUUCGAGAAGACGAAGCACAAGGACAUCUCCUUGUGGACUGCCUUGAUAGCGUCCUACGCUCGUCACGGUCACGGUGAACAGGCUCUCUGGAUCUUUCGAAGGUUGAGGCAGGAUGGCAUCGAGCUCAGCAACUUAACGUUCGUCGCCAUGCUUUCCGCGUGUAGUCACGUCGGUCUCAUCGAGGAAGGCUGCGAGUUCUUCGCCUCCAUGGCCGAGCUCGGGAUUGAGCCGAAUAUGGAGCACCACAGCUGCUUGGUGGACUUGCUCGCAAGGGCCGGGCAUCUACACACCGCGGAGGAGUUCCUCUCGAGAAUGCCGGUGGCAGCCAACACCAUAGUUCUCACAGCCUUGCUCGCUGCUUGCCGAGUUCACGGUGACGUCGAGAGAGCUCGUCGUGUUGCGGAAAAGCUCGAGGCCUUGGACCCGGAGAGUGAAGCACCAUACGUGACUCUCUCGAACAUUGAGAUGGGUGAUCAUUCCAUCUGCUACCUUUGAGUGACUUACACCUGACAAUGAGCGUUGGAUAAGAUGCCUUUUCUAUCUUAAGAGGACUAAAUCUGUGUCCUUGCGUUAAGGGUAAGUAGCUGUUUAAAUAGAUUCUAAGCCUUGUAGUUCCGUCGUGAUUCUUCUUCUCUUUCGUCAACAUAGUUCCUUGUCGGUA